AUGGCAUCCGCGACGACGACCUCGAUCGAGCUGCCCAAUGGCAACGGUCAUGGCCCUGUCCAGACCACGGCGAAUGGCACGCCAGCACUUCCCAAUCGCCUCCCAGCCAAGGCGAAAUACCAGAAAGAUGUACGAUCUUCAAAGAAGUACAAGCACACAUUCGCAGUACACUCCAACGGCCGGGCAUCUCUGUAUAGUGGAGAUGCCACCACCGCACCCUCAUUCCUUGGCUUUAGGAAUCUCAUGGGAUUGGUGAUUGUCAUCUCCAAUGUUCGUCUGAUGAUGGACAACUUCAAGAAGUAUGGGAUACUAGUCACACUAUCUGGUUCGAAAGUCGCGGAGACGGACUGGCACUGGUUCUGGAUACUGUAUGCAUUGGAGCCAUGCCACUUGUUCAUUGCAUACUCGAUCGAGCUGGCUGCAUCCAAAUAUGCCAUUGCCUCUGUUGCAAGAAAGAAGAGACAGGAGAAUGGUAGUGUACACAAUAGACAAGACGGUGAGAUGAAAUCUGCCGAAAGAAAAAGGUCAAAGGCCUGGUUCUCGACCUGGAAAGUGAUAGCUUGGUGUCACGCGGUGAACGCGACGUUCAUGCUGGCUUUCGCAACACACGCCGUAUACUACUGGAUACACAACCCUGGCCUCGGGGUCAUCACUGAGCUGCACGCUGUAGUGGUUUGGCUUAAAGUCUGCUCAUAUGCGUUCACGAAUCGUGACCUGCGACACGCCUAUGUUCGGCAAGAUCUGGACGAGGACGAGCUACCAGCGCUGUACAAAGAGUGUCCUUACCCUCGCAACAUCAGCAUGAAGAAUCUCUGCUACUUUUGGUGGGCGCCAACUUUGGUCUAUCAACCGGUUUACCCUCGCUCUCCUAAGCGACGCUGGGACUUUAUCGCCCGACGUCUCUUCGAGUUCUUCUUGCUAUGUGUGAUAAUCUGGCUCGCGUGCGCUCAGUAUGCGGUCCCUUUACUCCAAAACAGCUUGGACGACAUUUCGAAACUCCACGGCUUCAACAUCCUUGAGCGAGUCAUGAAGCUGAGCACCAUCAGUCUGGUCUGUUGGCUGGCGGGAUUCUUCGCGCUCUUCCAAUCAUUCCUCAAUGCUCUUGCAGAGAUUAUGCGAUUCGGCGACAGGGAGUUUUAUGGCGACUGGUGGAACAGUUCGGAUGUUCGAUCAUACUGGACUAGCUGGAAUAAGCCCGUCACCCACUUCAUGAAGCGUCACAUCUACUCUCCCAUGGUCGGCCGCGGAGUCCCUCCAGUCGUAGCUCAGAUACUAACGUUUACCUUUUCGGGCAUUCUCCACGAAGCUCUUGUCGGCGUGCCCACACACAACAUUCUUGGUGUGGCAUUCUGGGGCAUGCUCGGGCAGAUUCCGCUGAUCAUCUUGACGGAUUUGAUGAAGAGAUGGGGAGGCAAUGGUCACCACGCGACUCUGGCUGGCAAUCUGACGUUUUGGCUGAGUUUUUGUAUAUUCGGACAGCCGUUGGCGGCGCUGGCGUACUUCUUCGCGUGGCAGGCCAAGUAUGGUCAGGCUGGGCAAAGGCCGGAAUGGCCUGAGUUGGGGUUGAAGCUCAAUGCGACCAUGACAUAG
Molecule: messenger RNA, 1590 nt
Organism: Fulvia fulva
Lineage: Eukaryota; Fungi; Ascomycota; Dothideomycetes; Mycosphaerellales; Mycosphaerellaceae
Product: Diacylglycerol O-acyltransferase 1C
Exons: 1
Coding region: 1-1590 (529 amino acids)
Biological process (GO): triglyceride biosynthetic process
Cellular component (GO): endoplasmic reticulum membrane
Molecular function (GO): diacylglycerol O-acyltransferase activity
Source: RefSeq, a predicted model, not a curated record